AAGAUGAAGGGGUGGAAAAGGCCGUGGAACAGUAUAAAAGGGAUGCUGGGCUGUCCGAGAGCGAUCGGCGUGGAAACAAGCCCUCCGCGUGUCAGAACUCCCGGUGGGAAGAGAAUGGAUCGUGUCCCCAGCACUUUCAGCUCACGCCCUGAAAUGGGCCCCUCUAUAGCCAAGAAGCUCCGAAACUCCCUCCUGCUGGCGCUGCUCUUCACCCUCGCCGGCGGAUCUGCGGACGUCCCGGACUGCUGCCGGCGGCAGACCUGCUCCUGUCGCGUCUACGACCUGCUGCACGGCCUGGGCAACCACGCCGCGGGCAUCCUGACCCUCAGCAAGAGGAAACCCCCCGGCCAGGGCUUCCAAGCCCGGCUCCACCAGCUGCUCCACGGCUCCGGGAACCACGCCGCCGGCAUCCUCACCAUGGGCAGGAGAGGGGAGACGGACAGCGGCCAGCCCGCGGACAGAGACGCCCCGGGGCGGGCGAGCCCGAACUUCCGGUCGGUUCCCACCGGAUCAAACUCCGACGUCCAGCGUGACUUCAGGCUCUAUGAGCCGCUGAAACUCCUGCAGACCGAUACGGCCACGCAGAGGGAGUGCUUGGAGCCGCUUCUAAAACUCUGUCUUACCAAGACUGCAACUACUUCUGCUCCUCCUGAUGAUAACGGAGUUAUAAGCUAUAAAAUAUCAGAAUGAAACCUGAGGCGCUUGCGGUCCCGCUUUUCAUUCACAGCACGCAAUGUGUAUCUAGAAAUACAGAUACCGAUAAUCUAUUUUUUUUUCUAUGACGCCCUAUUGUUUGGAUUCUUUCAUGUGAUGCUGUAAUAUUAAUAACAAUGUAGCACUGUGUUGCAAUAUAUGAUUGUUGUCUCUGUAGUACAUUUCUUACAAUUCCAUUAAUCCCGGCUGUAGAAUUGAAUGCCAAAUCUGUGUGCAACAACUGCAAGUGCUCUGAAAUCGCGUAACUUGGGCUGUGUCUGUGUACCGGAUGUCCCAGAUUAAAAGGUGGAACACGCCGAGUUUCUUUUCAGAUACAGAAUUGUGCUGUCGUGUACAAAUCACUUUAGC
Molecule: messenger RNA, 1062 nt
Organism: Lepisosteus oculatus (spotted gar)
Lineage: Eukaryota; Metazoa; Chordata; Actinopteri; Semionotiformes; Lepisosteidae
Gene: hcrt
Product: hypocretin (orexin) neuropeptide precursor
Biological process (GO): eating behavior; temperature homeostasis; positive regulation of transmission of nerve impulse
Cellular component (GO): perinuclear region of cytoplasm
Molecular function (GO): type 2 orexin receptor binding; neuropeptide hormone activity; type 1 orexin receptor binding
Source: RefSeq, a predicted model, not a curated record